Molecule: messenger RNA, 2798 nt
Organism: Vidua chalybeata
Lineage: Eukaryota; Metazoa; Chordata; Aves; Passeriformes; Viduidae
Product: 1-phosphatidylinositol 4,5-bisphosphate phosphodiesterase eta-1-like
Exons: 1
Coding region: 626-2704 (692 amino acids)
Source: RefSeq, a predicted model, not a curated record
UAGUCCCUGCUUCAUUAAAUCUCCAAAGGAGUGAGUCACGAGGCUCAAAUCUGGCAUAGAAAGACAAGAGGAUUUGUGGAGAAAACAUCCAAUAUGUGUUUUUCGAGGAAUUCAAACCCUUGCCCUUGUGAAUGCUGCUUGCUGGUAGAAGAUCCAAGCGAAAUCCUUGUACUGUAACACUUUGCAGUAACCACAUGUAUAAACCAGUCUGGAGUCCAUCUCCUUGAUGCUUUUGACUCAGCUUGAAGCAUGCAUCUUGUUUUCAAGUGUUGUGUGUUUUAACAGAGCUGUUUUGUUCUGUCUUUAUUGCCACGCUUCUUUAUAGUACAAAUGUGACUAGGAACACAGCUGAAGGUAAUGCCACGUGCAAGCUAUGAUGUGGUACCUCAUUAACAUUACUUACAACAAAUAUUACAUCACCUGCUUGAUGUAAUAGACAUUCCAAGGAAAUUUCAAUGAAGUGCCUGCAGUUGUAUUUUUUCCAUUUAUUCAUGUCACUCAGAUAAUUUGUACUAAACCUGCACAACCCCAUGAUUAAGUUCUGUCACAACUGUACCUAGUUUUGCGUUCUCCAUUUGUCUGUCUAAGGACAAAAUAGCUGUUGGUAGACAGAGCAGAGUCUUGUAUGCCACUAAUAUGUUUCUCAUUUAAUUUAGCCAACAGCGAUGACAAUACAAAUGAGAAGGAAACAAGCUUGAAAGAACUGGGUUUUCCACGUUUGGAGCAAAAGUCAAAUGCUUUAAAUGUAGCAUUUCAGUUCAAGAAGGAGAAUGACCAGCGGGAUUCUACAGCUGACUGUUUAGUACCACCUCCACAGGAGCAACCUGAACAUUUGGUUUUUGCAAAUGGUGUAGCUCGACCAAAUCACCUUGUGGAUUACCAGGAGAAUAAUCUUUCUGAUGGAACUGUCCCCCUAAUGCAUGACUCUGACUCUGAACUUCCCACAGAAAAAUUACACCACAAAAACUGUGCAGAUGGCAAAAAGGAAGAUGACGCAAAAGGAUCUAAGGAAGGGAAGAUCAGUCUCAUGGGGACUUCUCUUUCUCAGAACGCAGAGGUGGAGAAUCACAAAUGUGACAUGAAGAAAAGCACUGCAGCACCUCUUUCCCUUUCUUCUGCCGUGUGCUCUGAGGGCCCUGACUGUCACUCCACGGUGGCCCUGCAGGACAGUGACAUUUCUCACCUCAUUGAUGAAGUCUCUCUCUCGACUGAGAGCGAGCUGGACAGCGCCGUGUCCACUCUCAUCGGGCAGCUCGAUGGCACAGAUGACCAAACUCCCGUUCCCCCUGUCUCCCGCCCCCAAGGCAGCAGCAGCCAGACCCCCAGGGUGGGGGCUGCAGUUCCACACGUGUUUGCUGCAGACCUGAGCAGCCCCUGUAGGCACAACUUCACUCCCACAAAAUCCAACAAAUCCUCUUUAUUCUCCACUCCGGACACAGCCACGUUCUCCAGCCUGGAGGAUGCAGAGUAUUCCACAUACACAAUUAUCCACAAGGCAUCUCCAGCAUCUGAAUGUAAGAGCCACGGGGCAUUAGUUUGCAAGAAAAGAUUAAAUCAUCUAGAAAGUAACUUGCCUGGCUCUUGUUCUUCAUCCCUCUCUUUGCUAAAUGCAAAUCCCCAAAGGAAUUGUGCUACAAAAUCUGGACCAAGCUGGGAAGCCCCCGAGUCUGCCAGUUCUUUUGGUUCCAACAGCCGCAUCUUUGAGGAGGCGCUGGGACCCCCUGUCCCUGGGGAGCACUCGGACAGCAGCAGCCUGCUGGAGGUGGACGGGGACUGCCAGGACCUCCUGGUAACCGCCUGUGAGUACAGACGGGAGGACAUGAGCCAGCUGGCUUCUCCUGUGAGCCUGAGGCAGAAGCAGGACCCCGGGCACGGUGGUGACAGGACCUCUGGGAGCGGCUCCACCGCCGCGCCCUGUGCCGCCGCCUGGCUCUGCUCCGAGACCUUCGGGGCUGCGGGGAGCCAGCUCGCUUUCCCCGCCUGCGAGAGCGCCGGGGUUUUGUGGCAGCAGCCCUCGGAGAAGCACAAGGCUGCAGCGCGUGCCGCCCAGGCCGGCUCAGCCUGCCCCCUGCUCCCGGGGGCUCUGCCGUUCCCCCCGCACCCGGCCAUCCAGCACAGCAGCCCCUGCAAGUCCAAGAGUCUGGGAGACCUGACCUCGGAGGACAUUUCCUGCAACUUUGAGAGUAAGUACCAGUACAUCAGCAGGAGCUUCAUCUCCUCGGGCCUGAGGGACAGGAAGGUGGCUGCCAUGCAGGGCGUGAGGCCGCACUCCACGGACGCGCUGACGGAGCAGCUGCGGAGGCUGCUGUCCCCGGAGCAGGAGGACGGCCGGGAGCCCCUGUGCCCCAGGCAGCCGGACGAGGACUGCCCGCGGGCCCUGGUGAGGAAGCUGUCGUCCCGCAGCCAGAGCCGGGUGCGGAACAUCGCCAGCCGCGCCCGGGAGCGGCAGGAGGCGGCGGGCAAGCACAGGCCGUGCGGCGCCGCGCCCGCCGUGGUGCUGCGGAGCAAGGCCGCGGGGCCGCCGCCCGCCGCCAACCGGCACUCCACCGGCUCCUACAUCGGCCGCUACCUGCACGGCUGCCCCGCGGAGCGCCGCGGCGUGCCCGAGGGAGCCUGCUCCGCCCUGCAGCACGGCUGCGGCGAGCUGCCGCUGCCGCCCGGCGCCCAGGAGCAGCCCGAGAUCUAUUUCCUGCUCAGGCUGUAGGCCGCGCACGGCCCCGGGCUGGGGCAGCCAGGAGCUGCUGGGAGCGCUUGGGGCGCUUCAGAACGCAGCUUGGAGCGCUUAGGGUGCUUCAAAA